Galleria mellonella (greater wax moth) is the source of this 577-nucleotide messenger RNA. It is a transcript of the gene CPH17, whose product is annotated as neuropeptide-like 3. The record is from RefSeq and is a predicted model, not a curated record. The transcript is spliced from 3 exons. NCBI's taxonomy places the organism in Eukaryota, Metazoa, Arthropoda, Insecta, Lepidoptera, Pyralidae. Bases 39 to 380 code for a protein of 113 amino acids.
GUGUCUAUGCACUAUAAAAGGCACACUUAACGGGCCCAAUGCACAUUCGCUCCUAUAUCCACACUUCUUCACCUCAAGCCACCCAACACCCUCCCUUCAAAAUGUACAAGCUGGUAGUAUUCGCCGCCUUCCUGGCUAUCGCCGCUGCUGCCCCUGGUUACAUCGGUGCCCCCUAUGCCGCACCCCUGGCUGCUCCCUGGGGACACAGCAUUGUCGGGGCCCCAUUGGUCAGCGCUGGAGUAGUCAAAACCGCUUUACCUGUAGCUACUUCCUAUGCUAAUACCGUCAGGAUUGCAUCACCUGCCGUGGUAGCUGCGCCCGCACCCAUUGUUGCUGCCCAUGCACCCUUGGUAGCUUCCCCAUAUGCCCACGCGUGGUGAGCAACCACCCCAGAGGGCACAAACACCUGCCCCUACCCCCAGCCCUCCAACACCUGGGCCUAAUCCGGAAUGCGCAACAGUCAAUAUUUAUUUUACAAUGAUAAGAAAAUCAGAAUGUCAGGAACAAAGAUCUAGCUCUUAAAAGUUGGACAGUUGUACCGUUGUGUUUGGAAAAACAAUAAAUAAAAUGCAUUAAA